AUGCCUAGACGUGUGUUAGAUGUAGAUAGUCUAAUUUGUAGUGUACAUAAGUAUUUUACGGAUGAAAAAGAAAAUGGCGGUCCUUUAAAAUCGGUAAUGUCUGUACAACAACGCGUAUGCGAUGCUCUAGUACAGGGAUGGGGAAACUACGGCCCGCGGGCCAUCUCCGGCCCGCGAAGCGUUGAAAUCCGGCCCGUGACUGUCGUGAACAUUAAACAAAAAAUCAACAGCAAAAUGACGACCAAAAAACGAAAAGUCGAUUCUGAGUGUCGAGUUUUUAAAGAAGAAUGGUCAUGGAAAUAUUUCUUCACAGAAUUUAAAGACAAACCAGUUUGCCUCAUUUGUAAUGAAACAGUUGCAGUUUUUAAAGAUUUUAAUUUGUCUCGACACUUCUCAAAAAAACAUGCAAGUGCAAAAUAUUUAUCUAUGACGGAAGUAGAGAAAAAGUCUUUUGUUGAAAGGCAAAAAGAGAAGUUACGUGGACAGCAGAACAUGUUCACAAAGCAAUCUGUUACUCAGAAGGCUGCAACACUGGCAAGUUAUGUUGUAGCUUACAAAAUUGCUAAAAGUAACAGAACAUUAUCGGAUGGUGAAUUUGUAAAAGAUUGCAUGGUGGCUGUAAGCAACAUUAUUUGUCCAGAAAAAAGUAAAGAGUUUCAAUCUUUAGCUUUAUCACGGAGAACGAUAACUGAUCGAAUUGACGCCAUCGCUAAACAAUUAUCGUCACAGCUAGAAAUGAAUUGUAACAAAUUUGAAUACUUUUCUCUAACCAUGGAUGAGAGCACAGACAUGAACGAUACUGCCCAAUUGCUGAUUUUUAUUAGAGCAAUUGAUUCAGAGUUCAACAUAACCGAAGAAUUAGCAUGCUUACAAUCCUUGAAAGGAAAAACAACUGGAAAAAUUAUUUACGAUUCUUGUUUUGAGGGUAUUUCAAAGUUUAACUUGCCUAUGGAUAAAUUAUGUAACAUAACCACGGAUGGAGCACCCAAUAUGGUGGGAAGCCAUUUGGGGUUUAUGGGUAUAUUUUGCAAAGAAAAUCCUAAUAAUAAUGUAUUAUUUCUGCAUUAUUUAAUACACCAGGAUGUGUUGUGUAAAGCAGCUAUUGACAUACAACCCGUUUUGAGUGUGGUUGUUAAACUUAUCAACACAAUACGUUCACAGGGUUUGAUGCAUCGACAAUUCCAAGAAUUUCUAAAAUCCACCGAAAGCGAGUUCUCUGAUAUCCUUUACCAUACUAAAGUGAGAUGGUUAAGCUGUGGUAAUGCAUUUGAGAGAGUGUGGAACUUAAGAAAGGAGAUUCAAGACUUUCUGACGGAGCAAGGUAAAUGGGACGACUUUAAGAUCAUGGCUGACGAAAAUUGGCUUCCUGAUUUCGCAUUUUUCACAGAUUUGCUGUCACACCUAAAUAAAUUAAAUACGAAGCUUCAGGGAAAGAAUCAAUUCUUAGAUGAGCUUUGGGGACAUUUAAAAGCCUUCAAAUUGCAGCUUAAAUUGUUUUGCAGUUGUGUAGAGAAAAAUGAACUUACCCAUUUUCCCAAACUGAGCAGCAUAUCACCUGUCUCAGACGACAAGAUAAAUAGGUUCGCUCAACAACUGAAGAAACUGCACGAGGAAUUUGAGAAGCGAUUUCAAGAUUUUAAGAGAAUUGAGCAGUCACUAAAUAUUUUUUCGAUGCCUUUUAAUGUUAACGUUGAUGAAACACCCGCUAACCUCCAACUUGAACUAAUUGAGAUGCAAUGCAAUACCCAUCUGAAGCAACUAUUUCUCAACACCAACAAAUUGGAAUUUUAUAAGUCCAUAUCUAGGACACAAUACCCAAAUAUAGUUGCCCACGCUCAAAAAAUAAUGGCUAUGUUUGGUACAAGCUAUUUGUGCGAACAAACGUUUUCAAUAAUGAAACUAAGAAAAAAUUGUCUUCGAAAAAGUUUCCCCAUCCCUGCUCUAGUAAUUAGUGAAACCAAAUUAAGAGGCGUAUUACAAAAUCACAAUAGUGAACUGCCGACAGAAGAUCACCGCAAAACUCGCCCAUCAUUGAAAACGAAAGAUAUUUCAGAUGGAACGAAAUUUGAAAUUCGUGAUACCAUUUAUCGAAUGAGGGCCAACAAGGAACAUGUGACCUUAAAUACAAUUCUCUCGGAAUUAAUAGAUAGAAAAUUUGACGACAUUGGCAGAACAAGUCUAUCGCAAGUGAUACAUAACUUGGGUUUCAAAUUUCAAAAGGAGGAUAACAGAAAGGCCCUUUGUGAAAGAAACGAAACAUGGAUAUUUUCUACAAGUGCAACCAAGAGAAUAUGGCAAGAUGAUAACGCAAAGUCCAUCAAACAUACCGAUGGAGAAGGGAAGCGACACAUAAUUUUACAUGCAGGAAGGAAAUCGGGUUUUAUAGAAGGUGCUGAUUUAAUAUUUUCAUCUAAAUCAAAAUCCAGUGACUAUCACGAUAAUAUGAACACAUAA
Molecule: messenger RNA, 2454 nt
Organism: Psylliodes chrysocephalus
Lineage: Eukaryota; Metazoa; Arthropoda; Insecta; Coleoptera; Chrysomelidae
Source: the annotation of a GenBank genome assembly